This is a messenger RNA of Erythranthe guttata (spotted monkey flower), 1128 nucleotides long. Lineage: Eukaryota; Viridiplantae; Streptophyta; Magnoliopsida; Lamiales; Phrymaceae. The record is from RefSeq and is a predicted model, not a curated record.
AUGCGCAUGUUUAGGCUGUUUAACCGUCGUCGUUUGAGUGAUUCCCAAUCAAAUAACAAUCGAUCUUAUAGUUUGAUAGGCAGAACCCCUUCGCAACUUGAUUACUUGCGUUCAAUUGUUGGAUUCGAUGAUGUUACUUGUCGUGACAAUCUGAGAAUGAAUAUUCAAACAUUUUAUCGCUUGUGUUACGUUUUAGAAAAUGUUGGUGGUCUUAAACCGAAUAGAAAUGUUACCAUUCCCGAGCAAGUUGCAAUGUUUCUUCAGAUUUUGGCACACCACACGAAGAAUGUUGUCGUGCGUAGUCAUUUCAAAAGAUCAGGUUAUACAGUUAGCAAGCAUUUUAAUCGGGUCCUUUUGGCCUUGCUAAAACUACAUGAGAUGCUUUUGAUUUCACCAAAAGCUGUCGACGAAAACUCGGAUAACGAGCGUUUUUCAUACUUUCAGGGUUGUCUUAGGGCACUUGAUGGGACAUACAUAGAUUGCCGCGUUCCCUAUCUUGAUAAGCCAAGAUAUAAAAAUCGCAAAGGCAAUGUGUCAUUGAAUGUCCUAGCCGUGUGCGAUAAUAACAUGAACUUUAUUUACUUACUAACUGGGUGGGAAGGUUCGGCUGCAGAUAGUAGAAUACUUCGGGACGCGGUAACUAGGGAACACGGGUUACGGGUCCCUACUGGUAACUACUAUUUGGUUGAUAACGGUUACACGAACGACGAGGGGUUCUUAGCACCUUACAGAGGUGCUAGGUACCACCUUGAUGCAUAUGGUCAAGGCCCAAGUGCACCUAGAAACUUUAGAGAAUUUUUUAACAUGAAACAUGCCAAGGCAAGAAACAUAAUAGAGAGGGCAUUUGGGCUUUUGAAGUCACGGUGGGCAAUUUUACGAAGCCCUGCUUAUUACCCCAUCAAAGUUCAAAAUAGGAUCGUAAUGGCUUGUUGUCUCCUUCAUAACUUUAUUCGAACCACGAAUGACUUCGACCCUGAUGAAGAAACGUUAGAUGACUUUCUCCGUAAGAAUCCAGGUGUGGUUAGUGGUGAAGAUUACAUUAAUACUGUGGAAAGUUCACAAGAGUGGACUGAUUGGCGGGAUACCAUAGCGUUGAACAUGUACAAUCAUUGGCUAUUAUCUCGCUAG